CGCCACUACGUACUGCCCCCACGUUAUCACAAAAACUGCCCACUAAACCUUUUCUCCCUCAAAUAUUCAUGUGCUCUAUAUAUACUCCUCUCUACUGUUGGCAUUGGAUUACCAUCAUUUAUUGCUUCUAUUUCUAUACAUACAUUUUGCUAUAAUAAAGAAUUAGACAAUAUCCAUGGCAUCCCGUUUGUUCGUCCUUUCUACUUGUGUGAUCAUUUUCAUGGCUGCCACCAAUACUUGUGUUGAAGCUUCCGUGCAAUUCAAAGUUGGUGGUAGCUUCGGUUGGCAUGAACCUGCAGGCACCAACAAUACUGAUCAACUUUAUAUUCAAUGGGCUGAAAGGAACAGAUUUCAAGUUGGUGAUGCUCUUGUUUUUGAGUACCAGAAUGACUCGGUUCUUAGUGUGGAGAAAUUUGAUUACAUGAAUUGCGAUGCAAGUAAUCCUAUCACUGCCUUCGACAAUGGGAAGAGCACGUUUAAUCUUGACAGGCCAGGGAACUUCUACUUCAUCAGUGGAACCGAUGAUCACUGCAAGAAUGGCCAAAAACUACUUGUGGAUGUGAUGCACCCACAUACUGUCCUUAAAUCUCCACCACCCAUUUCCCUUCCACCAGAAGGGUUUCCACCAAUGGCUCCUCCACCUUCUGAUGAUCAAAGCCUAGAGGCUUCAUCAGCCUCAGUGCUUCUUACUUUUAUGUUUAUGUCUCUUUUCGUCACAUCUGUUAGUGUCAUGCUGUUGGCAUUCUGAAUGUCUUGUUAAGGUCACAAUUGACAACUAGUUGUUUUUCUUUUGUUUAUUGCUUCUGGAUCGAGUGUCAGUUGUUUAGGUUAGGCAUUAUCGUUCCAACAUUUAAUUUUUUUUACUCUUCUAGUCACUUUAAUUAAUAUCAUUGUUGGUUUUUUUAUUGUA
Messenger RNA from Glycine soja, 910 nucleotides. RefSeq names its product mavicyanin-like. Gene Ontology annotation, molecular function: electron transfer activity. NCBI's taxonomy places the organism in Eukaryota, Viridiplantae, Streptophyta, Magnoliopsida, Fabales, Fabaceae. The record is from RefSeq and is a predicted model, not a curated record. The coding region runs from base 176 to 748 and encodes 190 amino acids. The transcript is spliced from 2 exons. Gene Ontology annotation, cellular component: plasma membrane.